GCUGGCGGGAGGCAAGUUAAGCUAGGCUACACUUCCCUCUGACAGUGUUUACAUUGGCAAUAAUAUGAAACAUCAUCUACAAAUGCACGUGUAGUCUUCCAACAAUAAAACUAUCGACCACACUGGGCUGCCAACUUCCUAUAGUUGCAAUAAGUCGCAAAUAAGCUCAGCUAACUAUCCUGGGCGCUCCUAAAAAUGGCCAGAUAUCGAGAUCCUCACCUUCCUCUGUCAUCCCUGCGCCUCCUGGUUCCUCCACUGAGGCUGAUGUCAGCCUGCAUGUGGCAGGUGGCCCUGGAGAGAAAUGUAUACCAGUAUGACAAACUGGCUGAGUUCAUCACGUUGGUGACUGAGAUCGUCCCAGAGCUUCUGAACUACAAGCAGAGGACUCAGCUCAUCCUGGGACUGAGGGCUCGGAGCAUUUUAGAGUUUUUAAAGCAGGAGGAUCCCGACUGUAAAACCAUUAAGGAACACUUGGAUAUCUUCCAAAAGAGUGCGACAACCUUUGAGGACGAAAAGGAUCAAGACGAUGGAGAGGUGGACAUAUCUAAGGCGACAUUCGUGGAGCUGGUUCAGAUGUUGCUCGGUGACAAAUAUGAAAAGGAUAAAUUUCUCAAGGAUGUGUUUCCUGCACUGUACGGAGGCUGUUAUGACACAAUGCUGCAGAUCCUGAUGUGGGAGUUCUUAUACAGACUGGAAGAGUUUCUCCCAGUACCAAGUUUCUCAAAGGUGUCCUCCGUGUUUGACCUGUCUUCCACCGACUACCAGUUUGACGAGUUCAUCUCUGAUGAAUCCGAUCUGAGGAAAAUCCUGCAGGAUCAAAAGCAGCGAAAAAAGCUGAUUCAAAGUGAAUUCUCCUUCAUGUCAGACACCAUCCUGUCCACUCUAGCAUCUAAACAGACGUUAGUGGCAUCAGAAGGUCACAUUGUGAGUGUAAAAGAUGAAAAAGGUGGAGACAGCAGUGAUGAAGAGACCGAUGACAGUUCCACUGAACCCAAUCCAUCAAACUCGCAGUUUCAGGAGAGCGGGCCAUCACGACACACGUCAUCUCUAUACACUAAAGAAGCUGCUGUGGAAGGUAACAGCAAUCAUGCCAGCAGCUUAGUCCCUCAAAGCACUUACACACAAGUCAUACUUUUGGGUCAAAUCUCAGAGCAGCCUGCUGUGGACAGCACCAGAGUCCAGGAGAGUCGUAGCGAAGGAGAGAUGAAGCUAAACUUGCGUUCCAUUGUGGAUGAAACUGAAAAAUACACGUGUCCUGUGUGUCACAAAAGUUUUUGGAAACCAAUAAUGUUAAGUCGUCACCUAAGAGCCAAACAUCCGACGUUCAAGCAGCUGCACCGCUGUGACAAAUGUGAGAAGACCUUCCAGACGAAGCGCCGUCUGGAGCAACACCUUCAAGCUCACACUGAAGUGAAGCCGUACGUUUGUUCCUACUGCGGCAAGGGGCUUCCGUGUCCAAAAGUGCUGAAAACUCAUUUGCGAGUCCACACCGGGGAACGUCCGUAUGCCUGUAAGUUUUGUGAUAAGAAAUUUGACCAGCCGUACUCGCUGACGCAGCACAUCAGAGUGCACAAUGGGGAGAAACCGUACCUGUGUAGUGAAUGCGGAAAAGCCUUUUCCAACUCGAGCGCCUUUCUGGUCCAUACACGAUUGCACACGGGCGAAAGACCCUAUCACUGCAAGGACUGCGGGGCAAAAUACAUUACACUGCAAAGGCUUAAAGUCCAUCAGCGAAUUCACACAGGCGAGCGUCCGUUUGGUUGCCCCCACUGUGGUAAGCACUUCCGUAUACAGUCUGCUCUUAUUACACACAAUCGGAUUCACACCGGAGAAAGACCUUAUAAAUGUGUCGUGUGCGAGAAAAGAUUUUACUCCUCACACAACCUGAAAAUACAUAUGCGAAGUCACAGGACGACGAGACAAGAGAAAGCCCCUACAGAGUGAUCUUUUCAGCGUGGACCUGCUCUCUGAGACGUGGAACAUUGAAGGUUUGAACAGUUUGCGAUUAUAUUUGCAUGUGUCGAGUUGUAUAGUAACAGACGUUCAAUCUUCAGAUUGUGUACGGCGUCUCAACAAGUCCCAUCAUAUUUAAGUUUACGAGGUCUGCACACUAAAACCUUUUGCCCCUUCCACUGUACACUGAUAGCACACUGGGUUUGGAUCCACUAUAAAUGCAUACACAAGUAACCAUUUCUGUUAUUUUGUGCAUAGGAAUAUUUUUUGUAUAUCUUGUGAAGUUUACUUCAAAGUUUGAACAUUGCUGAAUAAAGCAAGGAGAAAUUCCACAGGUUAUUGGAGUGUAUUUUCUGUCUCUACUAUAUUCCA
This is a messenger RNA of Larimichthys crocea (large yellow croaker), 2325 nucleotides long. RefSeq names its product zinc finger protein 260. Gene Ontology annotation, biological process: regulation of transcription by RNA polymerase II. Lineage: Eukaryota; Metazoa; Chordata; Actinopteri; Sciaenidae. Bases 196 to 1944 code for a protein of 582 amino acids. The transcript has 8 exons. Gene Ontology annotation, molecular function: DNA-binding transcription factor activity, RNA polymerase II-specific. The record is from RefSeq and is a predicted model, not a curated record. Gene Ontology annotation, cellular component: nucleus.